Messenger RNA from Syngnathus acus (greater pipefish), 1741 nucleotides. It is a transcript of the gene ets1, whose product is annotated as v-ets avian erythroblastosis virus E26 oncogene homolog 1. The transcript is spliced from 10 exons. Gene Ontology annotation, cellular component: nucleus. Gene Ontology annotation, biological process: regulation of transcription by RNA polymerase II; cell differentiation. Gene Ontology annotation, molecular function: DNA-binding transcription factor activity, RNA polymerase II-specific; sequence-specific DNA binding. The coding region runs from base 114 to 1571 and encodes 485 amino acids. The record is from RefSeq and is a predicted model, not a curated record. NCBI's taxonomy places the organism in Eukaryota, Metazoa, Chordata, Actinopteri, Syngnathiformes, Syngnathidae.
CCGCCGGGACUCGAUCGGAGCAGGUAGAGCAUCUCUCAAGUCUCUCAAGUGUGCAGCUUCCAAACUUCUUUCAACACGUUACGGCCCAGCUUCUGCUGUCCACAGUGUCCGCGAUGAGUUACUACGUGGAUCCAGUUUCUUCCUAUCCAGCCCUUCACCCCUGUGACCGUCUGGCCGCGAUGAGGCAGAGUGGAGGUCUUGCCAUUGGCCCCCAGUUGCAUCUCCCUGCGGUGGUCCAGCCACAGCAGCAGUACUACCCCUCACAGCCCUUCUACCCUCAUGAUGUGCCCCUGCAGGAGGUGCCCAAUGGGCACGACAUGUGUCCCACGGAUCCCGAGUGUGGAGAUGUUCCCCUGCUAACCCCCGGAAGUAAAGAGAUGAUGUCCCAAGCGCUAAAGGCUACUUUUAGUGGCUUCACCAAAGAACAACAGCGACUGGGUAUCCCCAAAGACCCCAGACAAUGGACGGAAAACCAUGUAGCAGCGUGGCUCACGUGGACUGUGAACGAGUUCAGUCUGAAGAACGUCGACUUUGACAGAUUCUGCAUGAAUGGCGGCAGCCUGUGCGCCAUGGGCAAGGAGCGCUUCCUAGACUUAGCACCUGACUUUGUGGGCGACAUCCUUUGGGAACAUUUAGAAAUGCUUCAAAAAGAAGACACAAAGCAUUACCCCAACAACGGACUGACCUCCAACUUCCAGGAAUCCCGUUAUACCUCAGACUACUUUGUCAGCUAUGGCGUCGAGCAUGCCCAGUGUGUUCCCCCCUCUGAAUACUCUGAGCCCAGCUUCAUCACAGAGUCGUACCAGACGCUUCACCCCAUCAGCUCAGAGGAAUUACUGACGCUCAAGUACGAGAGCGAAUACCCUGCAGUCAUCCUACGGGACGCACCCCUCAACCCCCUGCAGGGCGACUACUUCUCCGUCAAACAAGAGGUGGUAUCCCCUGACAACAUGUGUGUGGGACGUCUUAGCAGAGGUAAACUGGGUGGCCAGGACUCUUUUGAGAGUAUUGACAGCUACGAAAGCUGUGACCGUCUGACGCAGUCCUGGAGCAGCCAGUCGUCGUUCAACAGUCUACAGCGGGUACCUUCGUACGACAGCUUUGACUCGGAGGAUUACCCCACAGCGUUGCACGGCCACAAGCCCAAGGGCACCUUUAAAGACUAUGUGAGGGAACGCUCGGACCUCAGCAAAGACAAACCCGUCAUUCCAGCAGCGGCGCUUGCAGGAUACACAGGCACGGGUCCCAUUCAGUUGUGGCAGUUUCUCCUGGAGCUGCUGACCGAUAAGUCUUGCCAGUCCUUCAUCAGCUGGACAGGCGACGGCUGGGAGUUCAAGCUCUCCGACCCGGAUGAGGUUGCUCGCAGGUGGGGAAAGCGGAAAAACAAGCCCAAGAUGAACUAUGAGAAACUGAGCCGUGGUCUGCGCUACUACUACGAUAAGAACAUCAUCCACAAGACGUCGGGGAAGCGCUACGUGUACCGCUUUGUUUGUGACUUAAAAAGCUUGCUGGGCUACACUCCCGAGGAGCUACACGCCAUGUUGGACGUAAAGCCAGACACGGACGAGUGAAAGUCGACAGAAACAUGGAAAAAGACUUUGAAGCCACACGGACUGGCACUCAUUAAGUGGUCUUAACGAACCUUUAUUUGGGGGAGGGGACAAAAACCUUUUUAAUGACUAACUGGUUUUGUCAUCUUAGCGGUCUUGGGUGAGAAAACCAAAACCAAAAGCCUGUUAUA